UGUCCAUGCCCAGAGCCAGUUCUUCAAAUAAUUGUGAUGGCUAUAACACUGACGUUAUGAUUGAGGCGGAUGAUGAGCGUGAUCUGACUAGUUUAACAUGGCUGAUGGAGUUGCGAAAUCAAAGUUUCUGUUGGCCCAAUGUUAUGCAACUUGUUACUUCAGACGAUGACGUCAUUACCAAUUACACAUCUAAUUCUAAUAAGCAGCAGGAUUCUAAUAACAGUUCAUUUAUGGAACAUAAAAAUAAUUUCACCAACAUUUAUAACAACAUAGACAAGACUUUUGUGGCUAAGGGUUACAUGGUAAAGAGCUCGUGUAAUAAAAUUAUAACACAUGAGUGCGACAAGCAGCAAAAUGUUGGUAGCAAUAAUAAUGAAUGCACCAGCAAAAUCUCAAAACGAUCAUGGAUUGGCAAUAAUAAAUAUAUUGAGAAAACAUUUAAAAAGCCGACAAUAAACCUCAAAACCAAUCCGCAAAAGGUACAAAUGAAACGAGCUACACCAACCGAACGCUUUGAAAUGUUCCUGGAAAAAAUAAAAAGAGUCCUUGCAGAAUAUAAGAAAACAGCUUUGAAUUAUCAAACGGAUACUACGGUUAAACCGCCAUUCAACUACUCACACAUAAUUGGUAUGGUUAUGCUGGAGAAUGGAAGGGUGACAUUGCAGCAAAUUUGCUCAUGGAUAGAAAACAAAUUCGCUUUUUUUCGUGUUCGUAAAAAAUGGAAU
Ceratitis capitata (Mediterranean fruit fly) is the source of this 725-nucleotide messenger RNA. RefSeq lists its product as uncharacterized. Gene Ontology annotation, biological process: regulation of DNA-templated transcription. The annotation marks the transcript as partial. The record is from RefSeq and is a predicted model, not a curated record. The transcript has 2 exons. Lineage: Eukaryota; Metazoa; Arthropoda; Insecta; Diptera; Tephritidae. Gene Ontology annotation, molecular function: sequence-specific DNA binding; DNA-binding transcription factor activity.